UGCAAAUGUUCCAUUCCAAGAGCUUCCCCCAAAGCAGAGACAUCUCUCUCCGGCCUGCUGGUAAAACCGGCGAGCUUGCUUCCCUGACCGGCCGGCGAGUCACUCACCGCUCGAUCUCCGGCGAACCAACCAGCAGCUUCCCCUGAUCGGAAUGGACUCGGGUGGCGCGCUGCAAAUGCCGCCGGGGUUCCGGUUCCACCCGACGGACGAGGAGCUGGUGAUGUACUACCUGCUGCGCAAGUGCGGCGGGCUGCCGCUGGCGGCGCCGGUGAUCGCGGAGGUGGACCUGUACAAGUUCGACCCGUGGAGCCUGCCGGAGCGGGCGGCGGGCGGCGAGAAGGAGUGGUACUUCUUCUCGCCGCGGGACCGCAAGUACCCCAACGGGUCGCGCCCCAACCGCGCCGCCGGCGCCGGGUACUGGAAGGCCACCGGCGCCGACAAGCCCGUGGGGGCGCCGCGCCCCGUCGCCAUCAAGAAGGCGCUCGUCUUCUACGCCGGGAAGCCGCCGCGGGGCGUCAAGACCAACUGGAUCAUGCACGAGUACCGCCUCGCCGACGUCGACCGCUCCGCCGCCGCGCGCAAGAAGACCAAUAACAACGCGCUCAGGCUGGAUGACUGGGUGCUGUGCCGGAUCUACAACAAGAAGGGCGUGAUCGAGAGGUACGACACGGUGGACGACGACGAGGUCGCCGACGCGGCGGCCGGUGACGUCAAGCCGGCCGCGGCGGCCAAGAACCCGCGCGGCCGCGCGCCGAUGAAGGUGGAGAUGGCGGACUACGGCGGGUACUACGACGACGGCUAUGACCUCGAGACGCCGUCCGCGGGGAUGCUGUGCUUCGACCGCCCGCCGGCCGUGGCCCCUGUCCCGGCGGCUCCCGCGCCGGCGCCGGCGCUGUCGCCGGCGAAGCCCGACCCGGACCGCGACUCCACCUCCAUGCCGUGGAUGCACACGGACAACUCCAGCAGCGGGUCCGAGCACGUGCUGUCGCCGUCCCUGGACCUCCCCGACCGCGACCACGCCGAGAGCCAGCCCGGCGGCGGCUGCGCCGGGUGGUGGCCCGGCACCGACUGGGCCGGCGGCGACGACGGGUUCGUGGUCCUCGACGACGGCGGUGCGGCGCUCUUCGGCCCGCCGUCGCCGGGGCUCUUCGCCCGCGUCGACGCCGCCGCGCUCGGGGACAUGUUGGCGUACCUGCAGAGGCCGUUCUGAAUCCUGAUCAUCAGGGAAAGUGCAGCGUCCGCCGCCCUGCAUGCUCCAGGCAGCCACUGACCAUGACACGGUCGAUGUCCAUCCAGGUCGUGUAGCUCGGUUCAGGUGAAAUCGUGAGCCGGUCUAGGUGUAGCGCAGCGAAUAAUGAAGCCGAGAUCAGAUCACCAUGGCACUCCCAGCUGCAGAUCACGGGAGAAUUGGGCGGAUCAUCUGACCGAUGAUCGGCGGUCCGGUGUCCGGUUCGCCAUUCAGAUGGCCAGGUCGUUAUGCAGCUGACAGUUGCACACGACCACUGCACGGCUGAUCGCGCCCUUGCUCCUGGGCAGCAGCUGCUACAUGGAAAUGGGUGUGCCAAGCAUGGUAGAUGAGCGGUGAUCAAGGCUGGUAGAGAGCUAGCUAUAGCCGUCGGAUCGGGUCUCGAUUAAUCUAACCCGUCGGGUUUUUGUCGCAUUAAUUAGUAGUAGCUGACAACAUGACAUGCCUAGUGAAUUCAAAUAAAAGCAACAAAAUCAAAAAGAGAGAAAAAAAGGGAAAUGCAAGUUUUGGAUUCAGGGGUAAGUUGAUGGUAUCAUGUAUGUAUCUAGUGUAGCUUAUCUGUACUUAGAAUUGGUUCAGGUUGGUGGCAAACAGGCAACGCUGUAGGUUUUUUUCAUCGAGUGUUCUGCAGUAUAAUUGCAAGCAAAUGUCAUGUGCUAGAGUCGCUUUCAGUGGGUCUCUUUCUCGUGUCCAUGGAAGCCGGAAUUUUUGUAACGCAAUUAUCGGUAAUAAAGUGUUGUAAGCUGUGAUUACAUAUGGCA
Panicum virgatum (switchgrass) is the source of this 2007-nucleotide messenger RNA. Its product is annotated as NAC domain-containing protein 71-like. The coding region runs from base 152 to 1210 and encodes 352 amino acids. The transcript is spliced from 2 exons. Gene Ontology annotation, molecular function: DNA binding. Lineage: Eukaryota; Viridiplantae; Streptophyta; Magnoliopsida; Poales; Poaceae. The record is from RefSeq and is a predicted model, not a curated record. Gene Ontology annotation, biological process: regulation of DNA-templated transcription.